Prorocentrum cordatum is the source of this 331-nucleotide messenger RNA. The record is from the annotation of a GenBank genome assembly. Lineage: Eukaryota; Dinophyceae; Prorocentrales; Prorocentraceae.
GCGAGGCGCAUUAUGAGCUAUCCCACGCAGCACACCGAGCGGUGGCACCCCCUGCCUGUGUUCGACAGCGACGGGAGCCACUACCGGGGCGACGAGGCCUGCUGGUUCAGCCUGAUGUACACGCGCAUCCCGCGCGAGCCGCUCUCCUGCCGCAUGGCGAGCUACGUGGCCAAGAGGUACUGCCCCGACGCGCCCGUGGUGCCCGAUGGCAUCAUCUCGCACGGCGAGUUCGUGGAGCCCAGCACGGACGAGGAGUGGUGGAGGCGCGUGGCAUACUGGAGCCACGCGACGGAGAGCGCGCGGAACAAGUCGCGGCCCGAGCGGAAGUGCG